Caenorhabditis auriculariae is the source of this 5757-nucleotide messenger RNA. NCBI's taxonomy places the organism in Eukaryota, Metazoa, Nematoda, Chromadorea, Rhabditida, Rhabditidae. The record is from the annotation of a GenBank genome assembly.
AUGGUAAUAAAGAAAAAUGAUUAAAAAUGAAACGCUCGCGAUUUAGAAACGCUCGAACAGAACGAUAAGCCAAAAAAACGCUCGUGAUUUAGAAGCGUUCGCGAAGGAGCGAAAAAUGAAACCGCUCGUGAUUUAGUAACGGUCGUGCCGCUCGUGCCCCACAACCGCUCGUGUUUUAGAACAUGCCAGGUUAAUCUCCUUCAAGAGGAUUUGGGUAACGUAGAUUUUCCCGGACUUCAUUUUAUCAUUGGGAAGAAAACUUUUCUUAGAAAAGUUUUUGUUGAAAAGAAAAAUCUUACUAGUUAGAGAUUUCGAGAUUCGUAAUUUCCAGCGUAACAUUUAAGAGCUCUUGCCAGUUGUUAGAGAGAAUUUUUUUCAUAAGACCCCUCGAACAUUUUUUGACGCGAAACAGAUUUCUAUUUUGGUAACUGAAGAUAUUAUAGUUUACAGUCUCCCCAUUUCUCUCUUUAGCGUUUCCGCUGAUAAGAAACUUGGAUUUUUUUUUCAUUCAUAUCAAGAAUGGAUCGGAAAAUAUUUUUUCAAUCAAGUUCUAUCAAAUAAAAAAAAAGCAAAAUUGAGGCCGACGUCGAAGGAGGCGGCUCCAACCAUACUCAAGUUUUGAUACACAUAGAAGAUCAGAACGAUAAUGCUCCGAAAUUUUCUUCUUCAUUAGUUGAGGUAGGGUUUUCGGAACAACCUGAAAGUUAAAACUGAAAUUGGAGAUCGUUGUGCGAGAAGAUCAACCCAGCGGAGAAGCCUUCUACGUCGUCCAUGCCAUCGAUAAAGACCGCAAGAAGGUUCGAAGUGAUUUUUUAGAUUCGAAACUACUAAAACAGAGUUUGCUUAAGAUAUUUGACCUUCGUAGUAUUGAAGAGGGACCUGGCUAUAUUUUAUUGUUGAAAUUUCGUUUCUCAAUGUUUUUUUUUUCACUCAAAAUGUCUGAUUAGUUCGAAAGUCCUUUUUCUUCGAACCUGACUCCCCAUGGAAGUUUCUUAUAUGUACCUCUGUGGCUUAGUUUUAUUUUCAAUACAACACCCAAUAAUCGGAAGGAAGAUAUUAGAAGAAAUAAUUGGCUGACCAUUCUUAACCAUGAGUUUCAUGCGAAAAAUAUCUGAGCAUAAUUUUUUUUUCAGGCAUAAUUCGAAAGAUAAAAUGUUUGUAGAACGGACGAGUACGAUAUUCACUUCUCUCCUCUCAUCCGCCAAGUCCCGUAGUCGUGGAUGGCGUCACGGGACAGCUUAUUCUGAAAGGAGCUUUCGACCACGAAUCCGUCCGCGACUUCAAAAUCCGCGUGAAGGCGCAGGACGAAGGAAUCCCGCCCAAGUCUUCUAACAUCACUGUAGUCCUUCACAUCUCUGACGUCAACGAUAAUGCUCCGAUUUUCGAGAGACACGAGUAUCGCGCCGAGGUUCACAUUUUUCUUAUUGUGGUCAAUUUUCAACGUUUUGAGGUGGUCGAAAACUCAGCAGCAAAAAUCGAAGUUGCCAAGAUAGUAGCCAGGGAUGCUGAUUCCCAGGAGAACGGUCAGGUGUUGUACCGAGUAACAAAUGGUUCUGAAGUAAGUUUUCUUCCGAGUUAUUUCAAUGAGCCUCGUUCUUAGUACUUUGGGAUUGACGAGAAGCUUGGCACGCUGUACACGAAAAGAUCCUUUGACCGGGAAAUCAUCGAUCAUGUCGAUGUGACUGUAGUUGCCGAAGAUCGUGGAAUGGUAGGUUUUAGAGUUCUCAAAAGUAAAUGUUUGAACGAACGUUCAACCAAACAUUUUCCGAACGUUUGAUGAAUUCGACCAAUUAGUUAAAUUUCACAUGAACCGUUUGUUAAAAACUUCAUUUUGGUUAAAUUUCAUAACUGAGCAUUUAAAAAAAUGAACAAUUACUUAUUUUUCGAAAAAAAUUUGGUUAAAAAAAUGAACAUUUAAAUUUCAUUUUUGAAGUUUUUUUGGUCAAAAAAAUAAACAUUUAAAAAUUCAUUUUAGAAAUUUUUGGUCAAAAAAAGUGAACAUUUAAAUUUCACUUUUGAAAAAUUUUGGUCAGAAAAAGUAAACAUUUAAAGUUCACUUUGAAAAUUUUUGGUCAAAAAAUGAACAUUUAAAAAUUCAUUUUAGAAAUUUUGGUCAAAAUAGUGACCAAUCAAAUUUCACUUUGAAAAAUUUUUGUUUAAAAAAAGGUAAACAUUUAUUCAUUAAUUAAUUCAUUACUAUUACGGCACUUGGCAGUAUCUGUGCCAGAGUCAAUUCUAUCUCAGUCUCUCCAAAUGAAAUCUUGAAUCGAUUACUUCGAAAUUCAAACUAAUUUCUGGUUAUAAAUUAAUAAAUCUGUUGGAAAAACAGUGAUCUGGAUGGUCAAGGGCAAAGCUAAAAAGCCGGUUAAGGCCGAGAAAAAUUAUAUAGAACCGGUCAAAAAUGAGCAGAACGAAAGAAAGGUGCUAUCUGGAUUAAUUGAAUGAGGAAAAAGAAAAAGUAUUGAUUUGGAUUUUGGUUCGGAAAAAUCCAGGUUCGGAAAAAUUAUCGGCCAAAAAAAUGAACAUUUAAUUUUUCACAGUUGAAAAAAAUUUUUUUCUAAGAAAAAAAGUAAACAUUUAAAAAAAUCGUUUUGAAAAAUUUUUGGUCAAAAAAAUGAACAUUUAAAUUUCUCUCUUGAAAAAUUUUGGUCAAAAAAAGUAAACAUUUAAAAUUCAUUUUGAAAAAUUUUGUUCAAAAAAAUGAACAUUUAAAGUUCAUUUUGGAAAUUUUGGUCAAAAAAAGUAAACAUUUAAAUUUCACUUUUUGAGAAUUUUUGGUCAAAAAAAGUGACCAUUUACUUUUUCACUUUGAAAAAAAUUUGGUCAUUAGGACGAACAUUUAUUUACUAGUCAGAAUAUGAUUGUUUAGAAAAUGACCAUUUAUUUUUUUCAGUCAUUAUUUGAAAAAGUCACAAAAUGAAAAAGAAUGAAAGUGAUCAAUUUUUGGUUGAUCUUUCAAAAAAACGACAUUCGUUUGAAAUGUCAAAAAGAAAAAUUUUUUUGUAUUUGAAAAAAAUGUCAUUUUUUUCAAUUGGUCAUUUUGAGAACUCUAGUAGGUUUCAAAGAAAACAAAGGAAUUGGCUCAUUUAGGCUUUAGGACAUUUUUAUUGAAAAUUUUUUUUGGAUUCUGCUUUCCGUUAGAACUUUUUUUUGAACAAAAAAGUCGGACUUAACCCUUCUUGGUCUUCACAAUUCAUUUAAAGCUGAAGCAAUUGCAGCCCUCUCACUCGACGACAACUCACGUUCGCGUCGACGUUUUGGACGUGAACGACAACUCUCCGUCUUGCCAGUCGAUCUCCGCUUUGGUGAUUCUCUCGACGGCCGGUCCGUCCUCGGUCGUCGGCACGAUUGUCGCUGUCGACCCCGACAAAGGCCUCAACGGCAGCGUCGUCUAUCGGAGCCAGAUUCAGCACUCGCUAUUCAUCGUCAAGGCGAACGGCGACGUGCAACUGCGACGACCACUCAAGGAGUCGGACGCCUCCGACUUCCGACUCUCCGUCAUCGCUUCUGAUCAAGGAGUUCCUAGGAAGAGUAGCGUCUGUCACGUUGCCAUCAAAGUGUCCAAAGGCGAAAGCGACGUUAUAUUGACAGAGCCUUUCGCAAGGUUUUUCCCAAACAUUUUCUCAAGUCAUCCUCACUUCUUAGAAGCAUCUCGUUGCCGGAAAAUUGUUCGUCCUACUGUCGCAUUGAGUCUUUUCAUGCUACGGGGGUCGCCAAAUGGCAACUUCAGAGCAGUGGUUCAUAUUGUGGUUUUACAAGUUAACUCUGGAAUUUUCUUAGAACUGUCCAAUCACUUUGUCAUCCGGGAAGGAGUUCUUUCUCUGAUGUCUGUUCCUUCGCACCGUCCGCCUUACACGCUAACACUGAUUCUGUCGGACUCGCAAGGCCGACAGAAGCAUGUUCCGAUCCGGAUUCAUGCUUUAUCUGCCAAGGUAGCUUUAUAGAAAUAAAAAAAGAGAUUUAUAUCCUACAUUCUUUUCAAGAACUAAAAGUUUUGAAUCUUUAAAACAGAAAAAAGUUCAAUAGUAAAACUUUUCAAAAAUGUUUUGAUAACUUCCAAUUUUUUGUUUUGAUUUUUGUAGAACCAACAACCGCCAAUACGGCUUCAAGACUCUAUGGCGAUUGGUGCCAGAAUCGGCAGCGUUGGUGAAUCUUCCUCGACUGGAGAGUACUUCUACAAGCCGCUGAACAGUUCAAAUUGUCCGUUCGCGCUUGAUGAAUCUUCCGGAGCACUUUAUCUCGCUGAGAAAAUCCGCGAGCCUGAAGUUUUCACCUGUUUGUUCCAACGCUACAACACGACGGAUGGUGUUGCUGAGGAGUUUUCUGUCGAUUUUGAGGUAACUCUCUAGUCUCUAGUGUCUAAGUCUGAGAUCUGCAGACAACAUCAAAUCAGCUGGACAAGCCCGUUUUCGAGAAUUGGACAGUGAGAACAACUGUACGGGAAAACGUGUCUCCUGGAUCUGUCAUUGCAACUAUGAACGCCUCGGCGUCCGAUUCUACAACCGUCAAUUACCGAUUUCGCGAAGAAAGUCUCCAGUUUUCCAUCGAUCAGUUCACCGGCGCUGUCAGCCUCGUAGAGUCUCUCCACUGGCACGAGGUAGAACCUACAAAUGAACUCGCUUCAAUAAUUUCCAGGCUUCGGUGCAUCUCCUGGUAGUGGAAGCCUUCGUGGGAGCGAGGUCGACAAGCUCUGUGCUGAUAGUUGAAGUAGAAGAUAUUAAUGAUUGUGCUCCACAGUUUCUCAGGUAUGUCGGAAGACCUAGUGCAGAAGACAAUAAAAACCCAAAAAAAAAAAACAAGUUAAAAAAAGACGAUAAUGUGUGUACUCCGCAAUAGGCUUUAAUGGCGAAUAAAUAGUGUUGCGCGGAAAAUUAUUUUGUCUAUUUUUGUCGCAAUCCGACUGUCUUUUGGUGUUGGAAUAGAGAUUGUGGUUCAGUUGCUCGUUAUUUUAUCAGGCUGUCAAACAAUUCUUGUCCGAAAAUUUUCAAAAUUCUAUAAUUUUCCUUAGAAGUUUUAUAGUAUCAGGCAAGUGUAAGAACCUUCUAGAAGGUUCUCCAGAGUUUCACGCUAGGGGUAUAUAAGGCGCAGUUGUCGCGUCCAGCUACCAGUACAAGCUGAAAUGGACCAAGGUCGGAUUCGUACGUUCGUGUACUACGAGCUGCUGCUGGGCAACGACACGGGCACCGCGAUCGCCAACAUCUGCAGAGCGUGCAAGGAGGAUACAGUGUCGCAACGCACAGUCAGGCGUUGGUUCAAUCGUUUCGAGAGCGGCGACACGAGCCGACCUGCUCCCGCUGAAGAUCAUGCUCUGCUGCUGGUGGGCCGCCAAGAACUGCUGUACUUCGAGCUGCUCCCGCAAGGCAGGAGGUCACCGCCUCCAUCUACACCGACCAGUUCGAGAAAUUAGCCGCCGCCAUCCGAGAAAAGCGUCCCCGACGUGCCUCGGUCCAUUUUCAGCACGACAACGCGCGCCCCCACGUGGCGAAGGAGACCCAGCAGAAGUUAGCAACGCUCGGGUGGGAGACGGUUUCCCAUCCGCCGUAUUCCUCGGACCUCGCUCCCUCCGACUACCACUUGUUCCGUCCGCUCGAGCACCGUUCGGCCGGAAGAAAAUUCACCAACUACGACAACCUCAAAUCCGACUUCGCGGACUUGUUUGAGUCGCAGCCCCCGGAGUUCUGGGGGAAGGGCAUCGGCGACCUGCCAAAUCGAUGGACCACUGUCGUGAAUACCUGUGGUGAUUGUAUUGUUGAUUAG